This is a messenger RNA of Lachancea mirantina, 1365 nucleotides long. The record is from the annotation of a GenBank genome assembly. Lineage: Eukaryota; Fungi; Ascomycota; Saccharomycetes; Saccharomycetales; Saccharomycetaceae.
AUGUCGUCGGUGUUUGGAUCAUCUACUGUCCAGCAACCCAAUAGGUUUUCAAACUUGACCGUCAAAUUUCCCCAAAACGACCAGCAGCAACAACAACAACAAAACGCAACAUCGCUACCGCAACAGCAACAGAACCAUGGCCAAAUCAUGCUAAAUUCGACUGGAUCUGCCUCAAAUUUUUUCACAAACGAGGACAACACACCUUCCUGGUUCAACAAUCCCAAGAAAAGGACUAUUCCGCACUCAAUUGUCAAAAGAUCGGCCAAGGCAAGUACGUCGGACAAUGUAACUUCGAACAGCCACAACUCAGAUACUUCAGAUACAAAAGCCGAUUUUGGAAGCGUUGUGUUUGGGUCGCGGAAAGUAGCCGACGUUUUCGGAGGCUCAAAUGGAGCGCCGGAAACGGAUUUAGCCGUGAGCCCUCACAUCUUGUUCGACACGAACGAGGCGCCUCCUACGAGGUCUAUGUACGAUUGGCAACGUGAAGAUGAGUUUGGAAAUGCAAUACCGAACAUUGGCAGCGGCUUUUCAACACAGCAGUCACUGCCACCAGCUAACAAAAGGGCAGCUGUCGACUCGACAGGCUUACGCAAUGCAUUUGACCGUUUAGACGGGCAAGCAGGCAUCAAUAAUAAGAUUAAUUUGAACUCCGCUUGGUCUGAUAACUCUUCUGCGAGCACGGAGAGCGCCGUAUUGGUUUUUGGUUACCCAGAAUCCAUAUCCAAUCAAAUAAUAGUUCACUUUGCCAAGUUUGGUAGCAUACUAGAAGAUUUUGAAGUGUUGAGAGGAGCUUCCGGCAUCAAUGCCGCGACUUUAAGAUUGAGGAGCAAACGUAACGGUGACAAAAGUCCGCAUAGGAAAUAUCCAAUUUUCACCGGUGAUGGCUGGAUAAAACUAACUUACGACUCUCCUUCCGCAGCAAUGCGAGCUCUUCAAGAAAAUGGUAUCGUUUACGGUGGCUGCCUGGUUGGCUGUGUUCCUUACAACAAGUCUGCUGUUGAACAGUUAGCGUCAUGUAAAAUUGAACAGUUUGAUGACAUAGGAGCAUUUAAUGCUCCUAGUAUUGCACCUAAUGUUAAUUCCAUAGGCAUUCGCCAAUCACCAUUUGACUCAAUGGGUACUCCAGAAGCUGCUGCAGAAAUGGAUGCUCUCGAGGGUCCCGGAGCGCAUGCCUAUCGGUUAGGUGGACGCAAAAUCGAGAUUAAAGAUGGGAAGUCAUUAUUUGCGUUUGGUGGAUAUCCAGGUGAUGGCACCCUUUCGAAAAGCUUAGAGGACAGGAUGAAGGAUCAAGCUGCGAAUAAACAGCUUAACGGAGGAAUCGUCUCCAAAGUUAGCAAUUGGCUGUUUGGUUGGAACGACUUAUAA